CCAACUGAGCCACCCAGGUGCCCUUAGAAUUCCGAUUUUUUUAAUGGUUACUUUUUAAAUAGCACCUAGUUACGAGAAUUGGGACAAAUCUCCAUCUUCUGGAAAGCUAGUACUUGGUUUGGAAGCUGGGGAUGGGGUGAUGGAGAAGAAGCAAGGAGACAGGGCCUCUGUAACUGACCCCUGAGGGAGCAGCAGAACUGAUGUCAGGCCUAAGGGGGGGUGAAGCAGUAGGCUCCCGCUCGUCCCAGCUUCUGCAUCUGCCUCCCCACUGGAUGGCUCUGCCUUGUCUUCUGCUCCCCCUCCAUCCCCAACCACCGCCAGUUCGGCUGAGGGACUGCAGGCUUCCCUUACCUUGGCAAGGCCCAGGUGUGUGUGAGCACUGGAGAGGGAGUCCCAGAUGAGAGCCCGAGGGUGCCUUGGGAUGACUCUCACCUGAGGCUAGUGUUCCUGUGAAGCCUCAGCCAUCUCACGUGUAAGUACACCAGUGGGAGCCCCAGGUGCCUCCCCAGCACGUGAGAGGCCCAGGAAUGUCCUCUGAGAGUGCCUGCGUGUCACCUGUGUGUGCCUCGACGCCAGGGAGACCUCUGGUGUUACUAUCACAGACCUGAGGCUGAGACUCGGAGUAGAAGAUGUACGUCUGAGAGACCCUUAUGUGACUUCUGCGUGUGCAUGGGAGCUUGAAAUGACAGAAAUGGGAGCUCCACAGGUGAAUUACAGUAGUCUUCCGAGGAGAAGGGGACGAGUCUGUUACCAUAAUACUUGAGUUUCUGGCAUAAGCUCUGGGUCUGUGCCUGAGUGUGGGGCUGUUGCCUGGGUCCACCUGAGAAUGUUGCUCAGGGAUGUUACUAAUGGAGGCUCCAGAGGAAGCUCAUGCGUCAGGUUACUGAGAUGGAUCCCCGAGGGUGAGUGCAGCUCCAGUGGUACUUCUGGCGGGGCUGUGGGGGGCCCGGAUCCCCCACCAGGCUUCUGCCUCUGAGGCGCAGCCCCAGCUGACCCUCCCUCCCUUCCUCUAUUUUCCUAGGGCCCACGGCCCCCCGCCGCGCCCAGGCCCAGAGGCCAUGGCCUGCCUCCAUGAGACCCGCACACCCUCUCCCUCCUUCGGGGGUUUCGUGUCCACCCUGAGCGAGGCGUCGAUGCGCAAGCUCGACCCGGACACUUCCGACUGCACCCCGGAGAAGGACCUGACGCCCACCCAGUGUGUACUCCGAGAUGUGGUGCCGCUGGGCGGGCAGGGCGGGGGCGGGCCGAGCCCCUCUCCCGGGGGAGAGCCGCCCCCUGAGCCUUUCGCCAAUAGUGUCCUGCAGCUCCACGAGCAGGAUGCAGGGGGCCCCGGGGGAGCCACGGGGUCACCUGAGAGUCGGGCAUCCAGGGUCCGAGCUGACGAGGUGCGGCUGCAGUGCCAGAGCGGCAGCGGCUUUCUGGAAGGGCUCUUCGGCUGCCUGCGACCUGUCUGGACCAUGAUCGGCAAAGCCUACUCCACAGAGCACAAGCAGCAGCAGGAAGACCUGUGGGAGGUCCCCUUUGAGGAGAUCCUGGACCUGCAGUGGGUGGGCUCGGGGGCCCAGGGCGCGGUGUUCCUGGGACGCUUCCAUGGGGAGGAGGUGGCUGUAAAGAAGGUACGGGACCUGAAGGAGACGGACAUCAAGCACCUGCGGAAGCUGAAGCACCCCAACAUCAUCACCUUCAAGGGCGUAUGCACCCAGGCUCCCUGCUACUGCAUCCUCAUGGAGUUCUGCGCCCAGGGCCAGCUGUACGAGGUACUGCGGGCUGGCCGCCCUGUCACCCCCUCAUUGCUGGUUGACUGGUCCAUGGGCAUCGCCGGUGGCAUGAACUACCUGCACCUGCACAAGAUUAUCCAUAGAGACCUCAAGUCCCCCAACAUGCUAAUCACGUACGACGAUGUGGUGAAGAUCUCCGAUUUUGGCACUUCCAAGGAGCUGAGUGACAAGAGCACCAAGAUGUCCUUUGCAGGGACAGUAGCCUGGAUGGCCCCUGAAGUGAUCCGCAAUGAGCCUGUGUCCGAGAAGGUCGACAUCUGGUCCUUUGGCGUGGUGCUAUGGGAACUGCUGACUGGUGAGAUCCCCUACAAAGACGUAGAUUCCUCAGCCAUCAUCUGGGGCGUGGGAAGCAACAGUCUCCAUCUGCCUGUGCCCUCCAGCUGCCCAGACGGCUUCAAAAUCCUGCUUCGCCAGUGUUGGAACAGCAAACCAAGAAAUCGUCCAUCGUUCCGCCAGAUCCUGUUGCACCUGGACAUCGCCUCAGCCGACGUCCUGUCCACACCCCAGGAGACUUACUUUAAGUCCCAGGCAGAGUGGCGCGAAGAGGUAAAGCUGCACUUUGAAAAAAUUAAGUCAGAAGGGACCUGUCUGCACCGCCUAGAAGAGGAGCUGGUGAUGCGGAGGAGGGAGGAGCUCAGACAUGCCUUGGACAUCCGGGAGCACUACGAACGGAAGCUGGAGAGAGCCAACAACCUGUACAUGGAGCUUAAUGCCCUCAUGUUGCAGCUGGAGCUCAAGGAGCGGGAGCUGCUCAGGAGGGAACAAGCUUUAGAGCGGAGAUGCCCAGGUCUGCUUAAGUCACACCCUUCCCGAGGCCUCCUGCAUGGGAACACUAUGGAGAAGCUCAUCAAGAAGAGGAACGUCCCACAGAAACUGUCACCCCACAGUAAAAGGCCAGAUAUCCUCAAGACUGAAUCUUUGCUACCUAAACUUGAUGCUGCCCUGAGUGGGGUGGGGCUUCCUGGGUGUCCUAAGGGCCCCCCCUCACCAGGACGGAGUCGUCGUGGCAAGACUCGUCACCGCAAGGCCAGCGCCAAGGGCAGCUGUGGAGACCUGCCUGGGCUUCGUGCAGCUUUGCCACCCCAUGAACCUGGGGGACCAGGAAGCCCAGGGGGGCUAGGAGGGGGACCCUCAGCCUGGGAGGCCUGUCCUCCAGCCCUGCGUGGGCUCCACCAUGACCUCCUGCUCCGAAAGAUGUCUUCAUCAUCCCCGGAUCUGCUGUCGGCAGCACUGGGAGCCCGGGGCCGAGGGGCCACAGGGGGAGCUGGGGAUCCUGGCUCACCACCUCCAGCUCGGGGAGAUACCCCUCCAAGUGAGGGCUCUGCACCAGGCUCCACCAGCCCAGAUUCACCUGGGGGAGCCAAAGGGGAGCCACCUCCACCAGUAGGGCCUGGUGACGUUGUGGGGCUGCUGGGAACUGGAAGGGAAGGGACGGCGGGACGGGGAGGAAGCCGGGCUGGGUCCCAGCACUUGACCCCAGCUGCACUGCUGUACAGGGCUGCUGUCACCCGGAGCCAGAAACGUGGCAUCUCAUCGGAGGAAGAGGAAGGAGAGGUAGACAGUGAAGUAGAGCUGCCAUCAAGCCAGAGGUGGCCUCAAGGCAUGAACAUGCGCCAGUCACUGUCCACCUUCAGCUCAGAGAAUCCAUCUGAUGGGGAGGAGGGCACAGCCAGUGAGCCCUCCCCCAGUGGCACACCUGAAGUUGGCAGUACGAACACCGACGAGCGGCCAGAUGAGCGGUCUGAUGACAUGUGUUCCCAGGGCUCAGAAAUCCCACUGGACCCACCUGCAUCAGAGGUGGUUCCUGGCCCCGAACCCAGCUCCCGACCCAUCCCACACCAGGACCUACCCAGAGGGGAGCAGGGCCCUCCCACUAAUGAGGACUCAGACUGUGACAGCACUGAACUGGACAACUCCAACAGUGGUGAAGCCUUGCAGCCUCCAGCCUCCCUCCCUCCAUGAAAGCCACUCUGAUUCCUGUACAUAGAAAAGUUAUUUAUAUAAAUAAUAUAUAAGCACCACAUAAUCAACAGAGAAAGAUGGGGCUGUCCCAGCCUUAAGUCAGGCUCAAGGGAGUCUGACCCCUGACCAAUUCACCUGAUGAAACUCUAGGGCUACUGGCAGCUGUGGAAAUGAAGGACAAGUACUACCCUAGAGCUGUGGGUACGGGCAGACUGGCCCCUUCCUGCUUCACCCCAUUAUGUUCAGCGAGCGGUAAGGCAAUAGAAAAGCCAGACUUGCCUCUUACGUUCCUCUAUACUCUUUUCCCCCAACCCUGGGGAGGAGGAAAGGGAGCCACUUAGACUGCACUUUUUUGUUUUCCGUUUACUCUGUUUACACAUUUUGCACUUGGGAGGAGGGAGGCGAAGGCUGGGUCCUCCCCUCUGAGGUUUCUCAGGUGGCAAUGUAACUAAUUUCUUUGUCCCUCCGUUUCUCUGCCCAAGCCCUGGCUUAGGGCCGAGAGGGAGAUUAGGAGAUUGUGAAAGCAUGUGAUGGCUCAGGCUGAAGGAAGGGGAUGAUGUUUUAAGUCCCUGCUUUUAUCCUGGUGCCUGAUUGGGGUGGGGACUGUCAUAUUGUAACCCCUGUGAAAAAUCUUAAAAUAUAGCCACUCCACGCAGGCCCA
Messenger RNA from Enhydra lutris kenyoni (northern sea otter), 4401 nucleotides. Its product is annotated as mitogen-activated protein kinase kinase kinase 12. NCBI's taxonomy places the organism in Eukaryota, Metazoa, Chordata, Mammalia, Carnivora, Mustelidae. Bases 1059 to 3740 code for a protein of 893 amino acids. The transcript is spliced from 13 exons. Gene Ontology annotation, molecular function: JUN kinase kinase kinase activity; ATP binding. Gene Ontology annotation, biological process: protein autophosphorylation; JNK cascade. The record is from RefSeq and is a predicted model, not a curated record.